UCUUUUUUUGUUUUUUUUUUUUGUUUUUUUUUUGUUUCUAAAUAUUUUUAAAAUAAGCAACAGCGACGACCCGGAAGUGAUCAUUUUAAACGUCUUGUUUCUCUUCUAGUAGGAUGUGUUGUUGGUGUUUACAAGAAAGCUGUAUGGCGGUUGUGUGGGGGGAAAUAACACGUUAGAAAACGUGAGGAGCUGGUUAUUUUAAACGCAGUCACCUUUUUUUGUGAGGUCUGAUUCGUUGCGUUUUGUUCAGCUAGCCAGUUUGCUAAUAAUAGUAUAGAGGACUUAGAGACUAGCUAGUCCUAAAGUGUGCACUACUACACUGAGUUGCAGUCCAUAAUAAACCUGCAGUUCUGAUUUUACACGUACUGUCUAGUAAGGAAGUAUGAAAGAGAAAUCAGAGUCAAAUGCGAAUUAUAAUAGGUUUAGGGUUAGUAAAGUAGUAGAGGGUUUUUUGGUGGUUAUUUAUCUUCCUGUAUUAACAUUGCUCUAAAGAUAUUUUUUAUAUUUUACAUGUCUGGACUGAUAUUAGGGACUCUCACCUGUCACCUGCUCGAUAUGGAGACUCAUGGUAUUAUGAAAGCCUUCCCCAAAGUGAAGAGACACCGGCCACAUGAGGGUAAAGAUGCUCCCCCGGUCAAGAAAGAUCCGGGUCAACCUGUUACCGGGAACAUAUUUCAGGGUGUCUGCGUCCACAUAGUCCCUGCUGGCAUAGGAAAUGCCCGGUGUGACAUAUUCCAGCAGCAGAUUGUGCAGAAUGGAGGCCAGGUGGAAGCUGCUUACGGACCCAGCUGCACGCACGUGGUCGUGGACGAGUCGGUGGACAGGGAACGAGCGUCAAGGCUGCUGAAGAUGGAAACCUUUCCCCCUGCUGUGCAGCUGGUAAAGUGCACUUGGCUCAGUGCUUGCAUCUCUGAGAAGAAGCUUCUGAGCACAAAAGACUACAGGCUUCAUCCAUGCAACCGUCCUCAGGACGCUCCCGCUGAGGAGCCAAAGCAGAUUGCUGUCAGUUGCAUCCCUGUUCCUGAGGAAACGCAGCCACCGGAUCACAAAUCAGCUCAAGAUGAUCCAGCUGACGUGUGCUCCACAGGUGCUCCACAGUUGCCCGAGACUCAGGAAGAACCCCUAGAGGAAGACGUUGUGUCACAGAACGAUUUGGAGGCUCUGAUCAGCGGGGUUAAACACGAUCCUGGUGCUUCAGAUGACACGCGGAAUGUGUCAGAAAAGACAAACGUGUUGGGAAAGUGGGUGUGUGCCCAGUCGUCUCAGACAAAGAGCAAGAACCACAACAAUCACAUCACUGACAAGUUGGAGCAGCUAGCCAAAGUGUACACACAUACGGGUGACAAGUGGAGGGCGCUGAGCUACUCGAAAGCAGUUAAUGCCCUCAAGAGCCAUCACAAGCCGAUCUCUUCAUAUGAGGAAGCCUAUAAGAUCCCAGGCAUCGGCAAGAGCAUGGCCAAUAAGAUUGUGGAGAUCAUGGAGAGUGGGCACCUGAGAAAGCUGGACCAGUUUGGGGAGGCUCUGCCCGUCCUGGAGCUGUUCACCAACGUCUGGGGUGUUGGCGCAAAGACUGCCCAGCUUUGGUACCAACAAGGGUUUCGUACGCUGGAGGAUAUUCGCACCAAGGCCACUUUGACUCACACGCUGAGAAUUGGCCUGAAACACUACGACGACUUCCUCGAACGUAUGCCAAGAAGCGAGGCAGCCGCCAUCGAGAAAACGGUGAGAGAGGCAGCACACAGCGUGAACCCAGAACUGCUGGUGGUGGCGUGCGGCUCGUACCGGCGCGGGAAGCCCACAUGUGGAGACGUGGACGUGCUCAUCACUCAUCCAGACGGCCAAUCGCACAAGGGCGUCUUUAGCAAAGUGCUCCAGAAACUCCAUCAGAGCGGCUUCUUGACUGACGAUUUGCUGAGCCACGAGGAGAACGGCGAGCAGAAGAAGUACAUGGGCGUAUGUGUCCUGCCAGGCCCAGGUCAGCGCCAUCGGAGGCUCGAUGUCAUUGUGGUGCCACACGAUGAAUUCGCAUGCGCCAUUCUGUACUUCACCGGCUCAGCCCAUUUCAACCGCUCCAUGCGCGCACUCGCCAAGACAAAAGCCAUGAGUCUGUCAGAACACUCUCUGAACGCCGGCGUGGUGCGCAAGCGUGCCGUGAAGGUGGUACCAGGUUUGCCGCUGAGCACACCUACUGAGAGGGCGGUCUUUGAGCACCUGGGCAUCCCAUACAGAGAACCUCACGAGAGAGACUGGUAGCAGGACACGUCAGAAUAAGAUAGAAAUGAAAGCAUGUACUAGCAUGUACUUCUCAAUCGCAAAGUAUUUUAAUCUUUUUGCGUUUUACAUGUAAAAGCGCAGCACAUGAGUUCCUCAUUACUGGGAACGUUUUUUUUUUGUUUUUUAAUCUAGAAACUCUAUAAACUACACCAUAUAUAUGAGAGAUGAGGACAAGGACUUAUCAGCACUCUUUUUAACUAUUGUCCCAGAUACUGUAUGUAUUUAUUGUGCUGUUGACAUUUAUUAUGAGAUUGAUUGUAAUAGACAUAUGAAUGAAGAAACGAUCAUGUGAGUGCCAGAAUGUGUGAAUGAGGUCCAGUUUUGGUUGCCUAAUAAAACCAUGGCAGCGUUGCCAGAUGACUUGAAAUGUAACACUUUGUAUGGGAUAUUUCCAUACUGUGAAUAUUAUUAAAUUAUUCCAAAAUA
Ictalurus furcatus (blue catfish) is the source of this 2700-nucleotide messenger RNA. It is a transcript of the gene poll, whose product is annotated as polymerase (DNA directed), lambda. The record is from RefSeq and is a predicted model, not a curated record. Gene Ontology annotation, molecular function: DNA-directed DNA polymerase activity; DNA binding. Gene Ontology annotation, biological process: double-strand break repair via nonhomologous end joining. The transcript has 8 exons. Gene Ontology annotation, cellular component: nucleus. Lineage: Eukaryota; Metazoa; Chordata; Actinopteri; Siluriformes; Ictaluridae. Bases 511 to 2253 code for a protein of 580 amino acids.